AUGGAGUAUACUCCAUUUUAUAUUGAGGGGAACAAAACCACGAAAGUCCAUGUCUCGUACUGUUCAGGUUUUCUUUUGGAGUACCUUACGCAGGAUAAAUCCAUCCUUUUGCUUUCGGGGAAGGAUAUCAAGGAACGUUAUUUCGUUGACUACGUCAACAUCCGCAGAAAACCUGAGCGAAGGAUUUAUGCUGUUAAACUUCUUUACCACGGUGUCGGUGCCAAUUUCAUGAUCUCUCAGACAGACGAUGUCAUCCACGUAUCGACCGUAAAAUUUGAGGUCAUUGAUAGUGUCACUAAGACUCGUUUUCUCGAUCUUUCUCAAAAAUACCUUUGCGCAAAACGUGCCAAUUAG
Molecule: messenger RNA, 354 nt
Organism: Dibothriocephalus latus
Lineage: Eukaryota; Metazoa; Platyhelminthes; Cestoda; Diphyllobothriidea; Diphyllobothriidae
Source: the annotation of a GenBank genome assembly